AUGAGUAAAGGUGACGGUGUUGCAGUUUUGACAGUGUAUCCUAACCUCAAACGACCAACACUAACUUUAACUUAUCUCGCAGUUUCCAUAAACAAGGUUAUGUGGUUCUUCCAACUGACUGUGAAACAUGGACAUCUCGACAGAUUGCUAGAAGUUGCGUGGACUGUCUUCUUUAAGUUAUGUUCGUGA
This is a messenger RNA of Ostertagia ostertagi, 189 nucleotides long. Lineage: Eukaryota; Metazoa; Nematoda; Chromadorea; Rhabditida; Trichostrongylidae. The record is from the annotation of a GenBank genome assembly.